AUGAAGUUUACCACUCUUCAGACCGCCGCCGUCGCUGCUGUCGCCGCCGCAGCCGUUGGCCAGGCUCGCCCUAUCAACAACUCGGUCAACCAGGUCAUCGCCGACGAGGGCGAGCACCACUUCGACUACGACGGCCACGGCCACGGCCACGGUUUCCACGAGGGCGAACACUACGAGCACGAGCACAAGAGCAUCCCGCAUGCGGCGGGCAUCGACGCCGAGGGCAGUUUCAACAGCGCAGCGAGCGGAAACGAUGGAGGAGCCAACGUUGCCGUGGCAGACAACAUCCUCAACGGUGUCCUCUCUCGUCGAGGCGGACGUGGUCCCAUCGACGCAGAGGGGUCCUUCAACUCGGCCGGCAGCAACAACGAUGGCGGUCUGAACGUACCAGUGGCAAACAAUAUUCUCAACGGCGUUCUUUCACGUCGAGGAGGAUUCGGCACCGACGCCGAGGGCAGCUUUAACAGCGCAGCCAGUGGGAACGACGGUGGAGCCAACAUUGCAGUGCUCGACAACCUGCUCAACGGCGUUCUCUCACGCCGAGGAGGACGAGGCAUCGACGCCGAGGGCAGCUUUAACAGCGCAUCUAGUGGGAACGACGGCGGAGCCAACGUGGCCGCUCUCGACAACAUCCUCAACGGCGUCCUGUCUCGCCGUGGCUUGGGCAGCGGUAGCUUCGAGGGCUCGGGCAACUCGGCAGCCGAUGGUAACGAUGGCGGAGCCAACGUUGCCGCUCUCGACAACAUCCUCAACGGCGUCCUGUCUCGCCGUGGCUUGGGCAGUGGUAGCUUCGAGGGAUCUGGCAACUCGGCCGCAUCGGGCAAUGAUGGCGGCCUCAACGUCGCCGCCCUCGACAACAUUCUCAACGGCGUCCUGUCUCGCCGCGGUGGUGGCAGCAGCUUCGAGGGAUCGAGCAACUCGGCAGCCGAUGGUAACGAUGGCGGAGCCAACGUCGCCGCUCUCGACAACAUUCUCAACGGCGUUUUGAGCCGUCGAGGCGGUGGUAUCGACGCCGAGGGGUCUUACAACUCGGCCGCAUCGGGCAAUGAUGGCGGAGCCAACGUCGCUGCCCUCGACAAUAUUCUCGACGGCGUUCUGAGCCGUCGAGGCGGAGGUAUCGACGCCGAGGGGUCUUACAACUCGGCCGGUAGCAACAACGAUGGCGGCUUGAACGUACCCGUGGCAAACAAUAUUCUCAACGGCGUGCUUUCGCGUCGAGGUGCCGGUGGCGAGGCCAACGGAUACGGCGGCUCGGCGUGGCAGUGGCAGCAGAACCACCCGGUCGUCUCGGGUGGCGGCAAUUCGGUGACGGCCGGCGGGCCGCAGGGCGCCGACGACAGCGGCCGGGGCGGCGACAUCAGCGACAACGAGCGCCGCGGUGGUGGCGCGUACGGCGAGUCGAACGGCUAUGGCGGCUCGUCGUGGCAGGGACAGGCCAACCACCCGGUCGUGAGCGGAUGGGGCAAUUCGGUCACCGCCGGUGGUCCCCAAGAGGCCGACAACAGCGGAAGCGGCGGCAGGAUCGGCGACGACGAGGAGGGCGGACACGGUGGUCGUCCCUUCCGUCGUCGCGGCGGCUACGGCGGCGAGGCCAUCGGCCAGGGCAUCGAGCAGUUCGCCUCGGUCGAUGCUGUCGGCGGCAAGUCGUUCCAGUAUGGCAUCAACGGUGACGCCAUCGCCGACACGUCGGCCACGGCCGGCAUCGCCAACCAGUACGCCUCCAACGACGCCGACCAGGGCCAGGCCGGCUACGGCUACCACAAGAGGUCCAACGCCAACCAGGCUGCCUCGGCCGAUGCCUGGGGAGGCGACAGCUUCGACCUCCAGUACAACGUCGCCAACCCCAUCAGCGGCGACGGCAAGAGCGUCACCAUCGGUGGACCCCAGAUCUCCAACAACGCGGCUCAGGGUGGCGCCAUCGGACAGGAGGUCGGCGACGAGGAGGAGGCCCAGUACCAGCACGGUGGUUACCACUAA
Molecule: messenger RNA, 1977 nt
Organism: Pseudozyma flocculosa PF-1
Lineage: Eukaryota; Fungi; Basidiomycota; Ustilaginomycetes; Ustilaginales; Ustilaginaceae
Exons: 1
Coding region: 1-1977 (658 amino acids)
Source: RefSeq, a predicted model, not a curated record